GUGGCAACGGCAAGGGAGCGGCAGCUAAUCCGAAUGACAAAUGUUUUCGUUCUCGUGUGUAAAAGCAACUAAAAAUUCUAUAAAAGUUUGAAAUCUAUACUAUUUUUUAAAGAAGAAAUAAUAAAAUAUAUAGAAACGUGUAGUUUUCGCUAAAUACCACGAAGUUACAAUAUCAGUAACUGUGGCACCUGUUUCCUUUUGUAGUAUUAUUUAAAAAUUGUUGCACCUGCCACGCCGGUCUUGAACUUUCAACAACUACUCACUUACCUUUUUUUUAUAAUCUUCUGAAAUGGCUAACAUGUUGGAAAAUCAAUUACUAACCGCUGCUCAAAUGAUUGAAAGGCAGUUGGAUCAACAGCUGGAUCAACUGGACAAUUUGGAUACCGAUGACCUCAAGUCAAUACGUGAACAACGUCUGAAGGAAAUGAAAGAAUUGAAUCGUAAGAAACAGGAGUGGCUUCAAAAUGGUCAUGGGACGUACACAGAGUUGGCUGAUGAAAAAGAAUUUUUUGAAGUGUCGAAGAAAUCACCAAAUAUUGUGUGCCAUUUCUACCGAGACUCUGCAGAACGCUGCCGCAUUGUCGAUAUGCAUCUAAAAAUACUCGCUGGUAAGCACAUUGAGGCGAAAUUCUGCAAAGUGAAUGCAGAGAAGUCACCUUUCCUAACGCAAAGACUGCGCAUUAAAGUGAUUCCUACAAUUGCAUUAGUUAAGGAUAGUAAAACAAAAGAUUACAUAGUUGGGUUCACCGAUUUGGGUAACUGCGAUGAUUUCUCAACAGAAAUGUUGGAAUGGAGAAUAGCACAGUCUGGCGCAAUCGAUUAUAAGGGUGACCUAAUGACCCCACCUGAUGUAAAAAAGAAAGCCUAUAUAAACCGCGUAAACAAAACUAUACGCAGUGGUUAUGACUCAGACGAUUCCGAUAUAGAUUUCGACGAUUAACAGCUCUUCUACAGAAAUUGGCAGCUGCAGUAACUCACAGUGUGUCUUUACAACAGAUCGAGUUUAAUAAGCUUGCUUAGCAAAUAUGACUCUAUCAAAACUAAAUUAAUAUCAAAAAAAUAAUAAUAGUGGUAGUGAGAAAUAAGUAAUCAAAUCUAAAGCUUAAAAAUCACACGCAACAAAAUCUUAUAAAAUUAGUUUUCAUUCAUUGCGUGUAUAAAUUAAUAGAAACAAGUUCAAGAAAAAUCUUAAAACUCGGGCACAAACAAGGGUGUCUAUAUUUAGUAUUUUCCCUAGGAGCUAUCGAAAAAGACAACAAAUCAGUACAUGCGUAAUUUUUCACUCACACAUUUUUUCCCUAAGUCUUAUUACAAAUAUUUACAAUAUUUAUUUUUUUAUACUAUUACACGAAAAACUAACCGAAAUGUGCAUGGAUAAUUUAAGCGCGAUAACAGACAAAUUCAGUUUAUUUUUAAGAAUCCAAUUGUGUUCUUAAGUUUGUAUCAUGGUAAUAAAAAAGAUCUUCGUAACAUGCAA
Ceratitis capitata (Mediterranean fruit fly) is the source of this 1477-nucleotide messenger RNA. Its product is annotated as thioredoxin domain-containing protein 9. The transcript has 3 exons. The record is from RefSeq and is a predicted model, not a curated record. NCBI's taxonomy places the organism in Eukaryota, Metazoa, Arthropoda, Insecta, Diptera, Tephritidae. Gene Ontology annotation, biological process: microtubule cytoskeleton organization. The coding region runs from base 290 to 940 and encodes 216 amino acids. Gene Ontology annotation, cellular component: cytoplasm.